Jatropha curcas is the source of this 1836-nucleotide messenger RNA. RefSeq names its product ACT domain-containing protein (gene ACR9). Lineage: Eukaryota; Viridiplantae; Streptophyta; Magnoliopsida; Malpighiales; Euphorbiaceae. The record is from RefSeq and is a predicted model, not a curated record.
AAAAUGGCUAAUCUCACCGCUCUUAGCAUGUAAAACACCCACGCCAACCUCACCCUCACCCUCGCCAUCUUCUCCUUUUCCACCUCAACUCUUUUACUUUCCAUCAAUACCCAUACGCAACUGGUCCGACCUACGCUUUUAUCAGGGACAAUUCCGUACUUCUAUUCCUUUUCUCUCUCCGCUGUCACCCAACCAAUGGGUAUUCCGACCAGCGACGAUGUGGUUUUAAUCCAACAUGCUAAAACCUCCGCCGACCCCUCUGUCGUCACCGUCAAUUGCCCCGACAAGGCCGGCCUCGGCUGCGAUCUCUGCCGUAUAAUUCUCGAGUUUGGCCUUUCCAUCACUCGUGCUGAUUUUUCAACAGAUGGAAGAUGGUGUUACAUAGUAUUUUGGGUGGUUCCAGACUCGACCUCUUCAUCACAUAAGCUCGAUUGGGAUAGCUUGAAAAACCGGCUCUCUUUUGCUUCCCCUCCCUGUUUGAUUCCAUUCUAUUUUGAUCAGAAAUCUAAUGGUCCGUCGUUGCCUCCCCUCUAUUUGUUGAAAUUUUGUUUUGUUGACCGGAAAGGAUUACUACACGAUGUUACUAAAGUACUUACUGAGCUUCAAUUUACAAUUCAAAGAGUAAAAGUGAUGACAACACCUGAUGGGAAGGUUGUAGACCUGUUCUUCAUCACAGAUGGCAUGGAACUUUUACUCACUGAAAAAAGGCGAGUUGACACUUGUAGACAUCUGUUUGCUGUUUUCAAAGAGUAUUGUAUCAGUUGUGAACUUCAAUUGGCAGGGCCUGAAUAUGAAAGUCUCCAGAAUUUCUCUUCCCUCCCAUUGACAAUUGCAGAGGAAUUGUUUAGCUCCUGUACCCAAGCAAUUUUAAUGGAUACAUCAUCAUCGAAGAAGGCCAGUGUUACAGUAGAUAAUCAUUUGAGCCCAGCUCACACAUUGCUACAAAUACAAUGCAUUGAUCAGAAAGGCCUAUUUUAUGACAUAUUGAGAACGUCAAAGGACUGCGAUAUCCAGAUAGCUUAUGGUAGAUUCUCUUCAAGUGUGAAAGGGCACCGUAAUGUCGAUCUAUUUAUUCAGCAAUCUGAUGGGAAGAAGAUAAUAGAUCCUAAGCUUCAGCUUACAUUGUGCUCUCGUUUAAAAGCAGAGAUGCUCCAUCCAUUUCGAGUAAUUGUUGUCAACCAAGGCCCAGAUACUGAACUCUUGGUUGCUAACCCUGUCGAAUUAUGUGGGAAGGGAAGACCUCGUGUUUUCUAUGAUGUUACUUUGGCUCUAAAAACAUUAGGAAUCUGCAUUUUCUCGGCUAAAAUUGGAAGACACUCAACUGAGGAUCGACAAUGGGAAGUCUACAGAUUUCUUUUAGAUGAAAAUUGUGAAGUUCCAAUUGCCAGUGCUAAAUCCAGAAAACAAAUAGUGGACAGAGUUAGAAAGACACUGAUGGGCUGGUAACAUGAUCUGCAUUUUAAACAUGCUGGUGAGAACAGUUUUUUGGUCCCAAAAUUACACUCGAGUUCCCACAUAUCUGCACAGCAAGAAGAAUCUCAUUUGCUGAUGUUCGAUCAAAGCCAUUAGUAUGAUCUUUGCCAUAUUGCUGGGCUUGUUCUUCUGUGCUAUAUGGUGCCAUGAAUUAUUGGCUUCAUCUUUUCCACCAUGGUCACAGAAUCAUCCAUCCAGAGCGUUCCUGUGACGAUUCGCUGUUGUAAAUAUUGAAGUUUUUGUUCUUCUUGUUGUAUUAUUAAUUUUACUUCAAGUUUUGGUUCAUUUUCUUUGAUGGAGUAGUUAUGUAGAAAACCAUUGGUUUGAUCCAGUGAUAUGAAGUGUUAUGCUCUUUUUUUUUUU